This is a messenger RNA of Diaporthe citri, 2580 nucleotides long. RefSeq lists its product as uncharacterized. The transcript has 5 exons. Lineage: Eukaryota; Fungi; Ascomycota; Sordariomycetes; Diaporthales; Diaporthaceae. Bases 1 to 2580 code for a protein of 859 amino acids. The record is from RefSeq and is a predicted model, not a curated record. Gene Ontology annotation, biological process: retrograde transport, endosome to Golgi. Gene Ontology annotation, cellular component: GARP complex.
AUGAAUAUCUUCAACGAGAACAACCUACUCGACCCGUCCUCCCUUGAUUCUGUCGACUACGACCCGGUAGACCAUCUCAACGCCCUUUUCUCCCGGCCUUCAGCCGCCGUCUCCUCGAUCGACCGCGUCUCUACCACUCUGCGGUCUCACAAGGAUGACCUGUCCUCCUCCAUCGGCGCCCUCGAGGCCUCCCAGGCCUGGGGCCCCGACUCGAGCCUCGAGCGCAUGCAGUCCGCCCAGGCCGAGCUCGCCAGCCUGUUCCAGCGGAUAGAAGGCGUGCGCAGCCGCGCACUACAAACCGAACGUGACAUAACCACAAUGACCGCCGAGAUCAAGCGUAUUGACGGCACCAAGCGCAACCUGACCCUCAGCAUGACUGCCCUGAAGCGCCUGCAGAUGCUGACUACCGCCUACGAUCAGCUGCGCGGUCUGGCAAGGACCAGGCAGUACCGCGAGUGUGCCGGCCUCCUUCUGGCCGUCCUCCAGCUCAUGAAGCACUUCAACAGCUACCGGAGCAUCGAGCAGAUCGCCGUGCUAAGCAGGAACGUCGCAGACCUGCAGAGGGAGCUGCUGGAGCAGGUGUGCGAGGAUUUCGAGAUUGCCUUUGCCAAGGCAGAGAUCCCCCAGCGGAAGGGCACGCUCAUCGAGGCCUGUAUGGUCAUGGAUGCUCUGGGCGAGAACGCAAAGAGCAGGCUGAUCACAUGGUACGUCAACACGGAGUUGAGAGAGUAUCGCCAGGUGUUCCGCGGCAACGACGAGGCGGGCAAUCUGGACAAUAUCGGCCGGCGGUAUGCUUGGUUCAAGCGGAUGCUCAAGACACACGAAGACGAGCAUGCGGCCAUAUUCCCGCCACACUGGAGAGUCAACGAAAUGUUGGCCAUGUCGUUUUGCGAUGGCACCAGGGAGGACUUCAAGGGCAUCUUGGAGAAGAGCAUGCGACGGGCCGACGGUCAAAAAAUAGACGUCAACCUGUUGUUGAGCUGUCUGCAGGAAACCAUGGAUUUUGAACAAGGCCUCGAGAAGCGCUUCUCAAACGAGCUGCCCCGUGCAAGUAUCGACACACUGAGCUCGUCAGACGACCGAACGAAUAACUUCAACGGCUCCAUAUCCGUGGCCUUUGAGCCAUAUCUGAGCUUGUGGGUGGAGUCGCAGGACAAGGCCCUGGCGACCAUGGUACCCAAGUACAAGAAUGGCCCUCUGAUAGACGAAGACGAGGAAUUCUCCCCCAACGCCGUCAUACCAUCGGCCAUUGAGCUCUUCCAUUUCUACAAGAUCACCUUGUCGCAGUGUGCGAAACUGUCUACCGGUGAAAGGCUGUUCGAUCUAACUAAGACCCUCGCCAAGUACCUCGAGGAGUAUGCACAGCAGGUGCUGCUCGGAUUCCUGCAACGGGGCGGGCCCCAAGGCCCACCUGUUCAGGACACCGUGCUGGUUCUCAAUACUGCAGACUUCUGGCACCAGAACACCGUACAGCUUGAAGACAACAUCAAGAAGCGGGUCGACCCUGAGUUCACGGCCAAGAUCGACCUGUCCUCGCAAGCGGACACCUUCCUCGGCGUCGUCAGUGCCGCUAUCCAAGCCUUGGUCCACAAGGUAGAGGCUAGUUGUGAGGGGGCGUGGAGGGAGAUGAAGAACACCAACUGGAGAGAGAUGGAAAGCGUCGGCGACCAUAGCUCGUACGUUGGGGAGCUGCUUCAGCAUGUGAACGCCAAGACCGAAGAGAUUCUGUCCAUUGUCGCCAAACAACAAUAUGCGAGGGCGUUUUGUGACAAUCUCGUCGAGCGCCUGGCAACGGCGUAUAUCAACAACAUUGUGCUUUGCCGCCCCAUCUCUGAAGGCGGCGCUGAACAGAUGCUUCUCGACAAGUAUACGCUUGCGAAAAACUUCGAGAAGCUCCUGGGCUACCACAAUGCAUCGUCAUCCCGUGACUCGUACCAGCCUCCAGCCACAUACAUCAAGCGUGUCAACCAAGUUAUGACACGUAUAGACCCUUUGCUCAAGACUCUCCAAGUACGGCCCUCGCCGCCUGAGGGCCUCGUUCAGGCCUAUCUCAUCCACAUUGGUGAUCGAUCAGAUACCAAUUUCAAGAAAAUCCUUGAGCUCAAGGGUGUCCGCAAGCAGGACCAGGCUCACCUUUUGGAACUGUUUUCUCUUCACCGUGACGUCGCGAGAACAGACAAGCAGCUGGUAGAAAGCUCGCCUCUUGUGGGGCCCUUGCUGAAUGCCUCCGGACUUGGCAGCACUGGUCUCGGGAGCAUCGGAAACUCCGCCCUGAGCGGUGCCGCAGGCCCUGGCGGCCGCUUCGACGCAGCUUCGUUGGGUGAGAAGCUGCUCAGCGCUGCGCGGGACGCAUCCGACCGAAUCGGGACACCUACCGCCGCUGGAGCCCCUGGUGAGAAGGCAACCAUCAAUGAGAAUCUGAAGAAUAUUGGGAAGUUCUUCAGGAGGGACAUUGGUGUGCGGUUUGGGAAGAGAGACGUCACCCCUACGGGUGGCCACGAUGAGUUGCAGAGAGACGCGGGAGACGCCAGGGUUGUGCCGAUCCACUCCCUCAAACCCACUACUGUCGGCUCAGAUUAA